CAACAGUCUACAUCAUCCUUCAGAUUUGCUCAUAGUCUACCCAAACUGUUCAGAGCAUCAACACACUUUGCGAAUGGACCCAAAGCCUCAGCCCGUCCAGCUCCCUCGGCAACCUCUUCCAUCUCCCUCCCUCGCCAGCGCAUCCGCGCGCUGGCAGGCUGUGGUUAAGCGCGAUCCCACUGCUACCGCUUUUGUUUACGCGGUAUUGACUACCAAGAUUUAUUGUCGCGCCUCCUGUCCUGGCCGUCUCGCGCGGCGAGCCAACGUGCGCUUCUACGAUCUGCCCUCGCAGGCCCAGAAGGCAGGAUUCCGCGCGUGCAAGCGCUGCAGGCCUGAAUCUCUUCAGUCUGAUGGGUGCAGUCCUAGUGCCCAGGUUCAACUCGUACAGCGAGCGUGUCAGACGAUUUCUUCAACCGUCCAGUUGGGGUCGAAGCCUACGCUGCGCAUUCUUGCGGCUGAGGCUGGGCUCACGUCGAGUCACUUCCAUCGCGUCUUCAAGAAGGUUAUGGGCGUCACGCCGGGGCAGUAUGUUGUUGAGAUGACACAGGCGGUGGGGGAUGGUGGGGGAACGGUGCCGAGGACAGCCCGGGGUGGCUUGGAGAUCAAUGAGAUCAGUCAUAGCGCUGCUGGUAAGGGGGUCGAGGAAGAACUGGUCCCACCGUGGAAUGAUUUUGAUGCAUUAAUUGCCGCUGAGGCUGGUUUCGUUUCUAUGCAGGAGGUGCAGCCACUGGAUGAACUGCAUGCUUGGCAUGGAAUUGACCCAUUGCAUCCCGCUGCUGCUGACAUUAGAUGA
This is a messenger RNA of Aspergillus saccharolyticus JOP 1030-1, 793 nucleotides long. RefSeq names its product putative DNA repair and transcription factor Ada (gene mpt). Gene Ontology annotation, molecular function: methyltransferase activity; DNA-binding transcription factor activity; zinc ion binding. Lineage: Eukaryota; Fungi; Ascomycota; Eurotiomycetes; Eurotiales; Aspergillaceae. Gene Ontology annotation, biological process: regulation of DNA-templated transcription; DNA repair. The coding region runs from base 74 to 793 and encodes 239 amino acids. The transcript is spliced from 2 exons. The record is from RefSeq and is a predicted model, not a curated record.